AUGUUUCAACUCUUCUCCACUGCUACGACAUUGGUCGCGUUCUGCAUCGGUAUUACUUCUGCCGUGCCUACUACCAUCAAUGGCGAGAUCAUCGUCCACCACGCCGAGCAGCCCCACUCUCUCACAAAGGCCAAGCCUGCAUUUGAUCGCUUUGGUGUGAUUGUGUUGGAAAAUCAGGACUUUGACGCUGCCAUGGAAGAUCCUUAUAUGGGCACUGAGUUGCGCAAAAAGGGAAUGCUUCUUACCAAUUACCAUGCUCUUACACAUCCUUCACAACCCAAUUAUCUUGCAAUGAUUUCGGGUAGCACUAGUGGCGUAUUUAUGGACUUUCCUGCCAAUAUCAACCGCAAGACUAUUGUAGAUCUGAUGGAAGCUAAAAAUGUUUCGUGGAAAACCUACCAAGAAGAUUACCCAGGCAACUGCUACACUGGUACUAGUCAAGGUCUUUACUAUCGCAAACAUAACCCCUUCAUCACUUUCACCACAAUCUCCAAAAACCCCGCCCGUUGUGCCAAGAUUGUCAAUUCUAACCAGCUUUUGACCGACAUUAAAGCCGAGCAGGUGCCUCAAUACUUUUUUUAUACUCCCAACAUCAACAAUGAUGGACACAACACGGACAUCACGACUGCUUCAAACUGGCUCAAAAAUUUCUUGGAGCCAUUAUUGGCCAACCCAUACUUUGAUAGAACUGUUUUCCUUGUCACCUUUGAUGAGAAUGAUUGGCUGUUGCCUUGGUUCGAUAAUAACCAGAUCUACUCACUAUUGGUAGGUAAACCCGUCAAACCAAAUACUUCUGACAAUACCGAGUAUAAUCAUUACUCUCAGAUGACUACUGUUCAAGCUCGCUGGGAUCUUGGCUCUCUUGGUGCUGGCAAUGCCCCUGCUUUCAAUCUAUAA
Messenger RNA from Batrachochytrium dendrobatidis JAM81, 897 nucleotides. RefSeq lists its product as uncharacterized. Gene Ontology annotation, biological process: phospholipid catabolic process. The coding region runs from base 1 to 897 and encodes 298 amino acids. The record is from RefSeq and is a predicted model, not a curated record. Gene Ontology annotation, molecular function: hydrolase activity, acting on ester bonds. The transcript is spliced from 3 exons. NCBI's taxonomy places the organism in Eukaryota, Fungi, Chytridiomycota, Chytridiomycetes, Rhizophydiales.